Messenger RNA from Trypanosoma cruzi, 1914 nucleotides. RefSeq lists its product as uncharacterized. The transcript has a single exon. NCBI's taxonomy places the organism in Eukaryota, Euglenozoa, Kinetoplastea, Trypanosomatida, Trypanosomatidae. The coding region runs from base 1 to 1914 and encodes 637 amino acids. The record is from RefSeq and is a predicted model, not a curated record.
AUGUUUCUUAACCCGUGGAAACGCGGAUUUACACGACUGCAACGUCGAAUAGGCUUUUGGUCGCGGUUUUUGAAUCGGCGUCUUCUUUUUAUUUUGACGGUACUUACAGCAAUCAAUUUGUUGCUUUUCUACUUCACGAAAUUCAACUAUGAGCAUUUCACGGAUAAAACUCAGGGGCGGGAUGGACGCAGCAAAAGUCAGUUGAUAGCCUCACCAUCACAAUUCCCGCAUCCUUGGGUAGGGACGCUUUGGAAGGGACCGAUGACAAAUGCGAAUGCACCAUCGCUGAGUUUACUGUUAAGUGGCUGUCAACCGCUGGACACCCUACCGAAGAUCUCGCCGGAGCCAAGCGUGUUUCCCGAGGGAUUUUCCCAAAUGAACUGGUCAUGGGCCAGGAAGGAGUAUACCGUGUUAUUGAAUCAAACGACGGAAAGCGUGACGCAGAGCUCGGAUAAAUUUAAGGCUAUUAAGACAUACCAAAAUCAUGGUGUGUUGUUACCCGAGCUUUCAGAUGGUACUCAUAGUGACAAGAAUAAAUUUGUGGAGGUUGGCGCGAAGCCACAGCCAUCUGAAGAGCUUGAAGCAUGUUACGCCAAGGAAGCACGUUUACCUGAGUAUAAUGUGAAAAUCCGUAAUGCGCUGAAGGGACAUGUUGGCUUGUUGCAAUUUUGCGACCCAACAGACGUGGACUACACCCCGAGCAAGGAUUUCGCCUGCGUGGCGUACCUUAAAAACCCUGCAAACUGGCUAGCGCUGAAGCCCAUGUCAAGUAUUCUUUCGUACGGACGUACGAUUAAGUUACUUCUCUCCUUUCGUCACGGCAACAUCACGGCAGUGGUUAAACUUUCCCAGAAGAGAUUUGUACUGGAGCCGGCGAGCGAGACUGUGGCGUUUCAUAUGGACCGAGUUCUUGGGUUUCGGCGUGUACCGCCAACAGCGUGGGUGGAGUUCCCUGUGGAUUACAUUAAAGCUGCCGCUGCCACGCUUGGGUCCUUCUAUGUACGGUGGAUGGAAACCGCGGUAUUUACAUCUAAGCGGGGGGAAGCGGCCACGUCAUUGUGUCAGGAUCCACGUCUAUCAAAUACACUUGGGAUGCCGAAGCCGAGAUGUAUUCUGGCAUCGGUACAGCUUUGGACUUGGGACGUGGAUAAGGAAGAGAAUUCAAUCUUUGGGGGUUAUAUACUGCAUGAAAGGGCGAAGGGGAGGGCGCAUGGCGACAAAAAAAGUACCGGCAAAAACGGUGAUGAGGACGAUGAUGAUUGGAUUGUAAAUUGUUUUGAGGAAAACAAAAGCAUUGGCAGUGGAGAUAAAGAAGAGACGAGACUGACAGUGUCGCAGGAGUUGAUGACGCGUGAGCGUUGGGAUCAAUUAGCAUUUGAUGCAAUUAUUGCCAACUAUGAUCGAUGGCGGGGGCACAACACAAAUGUGGUGGCGGCAUGUGCACCUACGCUGCCCUGUUACGUCGCACGGGCCAAACGCGUAUGUGAGCAACCCUCUAAAAGCACACCGCGGUACAUCUUUCUUGAUCAAGGGAGCGCGUUUUACAUUAAUGGCAUUGCGAACACAAGUGUUUUUUACCCGAAGCGUCACCCACCAUUUUGCCAUGUUAAUCGAAAAACAAUUGAACGUCUGGAGCAGGUUGCCCUUUUUGCUAUUCGCAUGGAGGAUGCCAGAAGCCCCAUCCGUGCUGAGGCGCCUCUUAUAGCGGCCGUGACAAAUAGCACGAUCGCAGAGCUUGAAAAGAAGCAUGUGGGAAAUGCCAUCUACUCCCGUCUUUUGUUGCCAAGACUGCCACCGAAGAUCGGAGUUGUUUUGCCUCAUUCUUUGAUAAAAAUGGCAUGUUCUCGUGUGUGGUCCAUCCUUGCCCACCGCACACGAUGUUUGCAUACUCGAGGGAUGUCGAGCCUCUUUUGA